UCUGUCUCGUGCUCUUUCGCGGUAGGGUCUGGUGUGCAGACUCGAGGAUCAUGGCUCCUGUUGGAGGGACUGCAAAAGCCAAGAAGGGUAUUUUAGAACGCUUAAAUGCAGGAGAAGUUGUGAUUGGUGACGGAGGAUUUGUCAUUGCUCUUGAAAAGAGAGGCUAUGUAAAAGCUGGGCCAUGGACUCCAGAAGCUACAGUAGAACACCCAGAAGCAGUUCGUCAGCUGCAUCGAGAAUUCCUAAGAGCUGGAGCAAAUGUUUUACAAACAUUCACCUUUUAUGCCAGUGAUGACAAAUUAGAGAACAGGGGAAACUAUGUAGCUGACAAAAUUUCUGGCCAAAAAGUGAACGAAGCCGCUUGCAAUAUUGCAAAAGAAGUAGCUGCAGAAGGAGAUGCCUUGGUGGCUGGAGGUGUCAGUCAAACACCUUCAUAUCUAAGCAGCAAGAGUGAAGCUGAAAUUAAAUCAAUAUUUCGAAAGCAGCUAAACAUUUUUAUGAAACAAAAUGUGGAUUUCUUAAUUGCAGAGUAUUUUGAACAUGUUGAAGAAGCUGUGUGGGCAGUUGAGACAUUAAAGGAAUCUGGGCUUCCCAUUGCUGCUACUCUAUGCAUUGGUCCAGAAGGAGACAUGCAUGGUAUAGCACCUGGAGAAUGUGCUGUUCGGCUUGUAAAUGCUGGUGCUUCUAUUGUUGGAAUAAACUGCCAUUUUGAUCCAACCACUUGCCUCAAAACUCUGAAACUCAUGAAAGAGGGUUUGGCAGCUGCUAAACUAAAAGCACAUUUGAUGUCACAACCACUGGCUUUUCACACUCCUGAUUGUGGAAAGCAGGGUUUUAUUGAUCUGCCAGAAUUUCCUUUUGCUUUGGAGCCAAGAAUCCUGACCAGAUGGGAUAUCCAUAAGUAUGCAAGGGAGGCUUAUAACUUGGGGGUCAGAUAUAUUGGAGGAUGCUGUGGAUUUGAACCAUACCACAUCAGAGCCAUUGCUGAGGAGCUGGCCCCUGAAAGAGGCUUCUUGCCACAUGGUUCUGAAAAACAUGGCAGCUGGGGAAGUGAUCUGAGCAUGCAUACCAAACCGUGGGUCAGAGCGAGGGCCAGGAAAGAGUACUGGGAGAAUCUGCUGCCUGCUUCAGGCCGCCCAUAUUGCCCUUCACUGUCAAAACCAGAUGACUGGGGAGUGACCAAAGGAGAUGCGGAGCUGAUACAGCAGAAAGAAGCAACAUCUGAGCAACAGCUAAAAGAGCUGUUCAACAAACAGAAAUUAAAAUCCAAAGUCGUAGCUUGAAUAGUUAGCAAUCGUUAUGUGCUGAAAUAAUUAGAUUAAUGUGUAAUCGACAUUCAGUGUGAAGAUGAUUAUAGGCAAGAUGUGCUGAUCAUGACUUUAAAGGCAAGUUUAAAGUAUAAUAAACCUUAGCAAUGAAAAUAUUACACUGUAAUAUUUUAUUUUAUGAAAAAUAUUAGCCAUAAUGAAUUCAUGUGGAAUUUCAAGAGUUCAGAUGUUAGAAGCAUCCACAAAGCACCAAAACAUUUGUAAGUCCCAAUUUACAUAUUCCUUGUUCUGAGAAUGUUCACUUUCUCAAGUCCUUUUGAAAUGACUGGGAAGUAAACAUCCAUGAAUGGUUAAAUAGACCAAUCAUAGUGUAAAACUAGACAUGAAGAGAAUAUGUAUUCACUAAGAUGAAUCUCUCUUCCUUUUAGAUGUUUGUUUCAGCAAUCAGAGUUGCAAUUGAGACUCAUAUACUUUCCAGUGACCACUCUGAAAGCAAAGCAUGUUAGAUUUGAGAGAGACCUAGUUUUGAAUUGUGUUACAUGUGUAAUCUAGUUUGAUACUUAGGCAUACAGCUUCAAAAUAAGCAGAAAGGUCAUGUGGUUGGGAGUUUCUGCCAGACAUCUUAAGGCCCACCAGCACUCCGUGGUAGAGUAGGAAAUCAGGGAAGGACUGUUUUACAGUUUUUCUUCAUUGACUUCUGAUGGGGAUUAUGGCUUUGGAGAGGCCAUGUCAGGGAAACAGAAAGCUUAUGACUAUUUAGAUUUUUGGUUGCCCCACCACAAUGACGUCAUUACAGUCCAUUCCAGUAUCGCACUGAUGCACCAAUCAGGUAACUCAGAUGAUUUUCCUCACAUUUUUAUUCUUAUAGUGAAGCAGUGGUGGGCUUUAGUUCCAGCUCUGAAAAUGAACUCUACAUAUCAAUGGGGAACUGAGGUCUUAUGUUAAAAUAUAAACAAGUUAAAUACUCUUGAAUGUUCCUAUAUCUUUCAUUAAUAUCUGGUAAAUAACAUAUGAGACUCUAUAUGUUAGAUAUAGACUGAAAUUAAUGUUCUUUAUUAAUAUGAAUAAAGAUUGGUAAAUUGAAUUAC
Molecule: messenger RNA, 2356 nt
Organism: Anolis sagrei ordinatus
Lineage: Eukaryota; Metazoa; Chordata; Lepidosauria; Squamata; Anolidae
Product: betaine--homocysteine S-methyltransferase 1
Biological process (GO): L-methionine salvage
Cellular component (GO): cytosol
Molecular function (GO): betaine-homocysteine S-methyltransferase activity; zinc ion binding
Source: RefSeq, a predicted model, not a curated record